AUGACCACAAAGGUUCUGUGGCAAAUUGGCCUGUUGCUUUUGCUUGCAUCUGAAAUGAUAUCACUGGACUGUGGUCUAAUUGUGCAAUAUCAAAAGGAUGAGAUCGGGAAGACCAGAACACUUCUGGAAACAAUGGGAGGACCCUGGAAUCUACAGGAAUGCCCUGAAAAUCCAGACUUUGGCUUCCCCUUGGUCAAAAUCUGCACAUGCAGUAAAGAGGAUGCAAGAAUGGCAGUAGGACUUAUCAUUGAGUCCAUCCAAAUAGUAUUUCAGCAUAACUUCACCCAAGCACAAUGGAAUGCGACAGCCACAGAGCUUUUCCAAAGAGUCCUUGACCAACAGUAUGUAACGUGGAGGAGAUGCUCUACUGCUGAGGUUGGAAACAGGGCAGCAUUUAAAGACCUCUGUGUAAAGUUAGCAAUGAAGAAAUACUUCAGGAAACUCCAUAUGUUCCUUAGAGACAGACAACACAGUCUUUGUGCCUGGGAGAGAGUGCGAGAUGAAGUUUCGGUGAUCUAUCCUAUAGUUCUUAAUGAACUUAUGAAAAGACUUGAAAAUUAA
Sceloporus undulatus (fence lizard) is the source of this 561-nucleotide messenger RNA. Its product is annotated as interferon alpha-13-like. Bases 1 to 561 code for a protein of 186 amino acids. Gene Ontology annotation, biological process: humoral immune response; defense response; adaptive immune response. Gene Ontology annotation, cellular component: extracellular region. The transcript has a single exon. Gene Ontology annotation, molecular function: type I interferon receptor binding; cytokine activity. The record is from RefSeq and is a predicted model, not a curated record. NCBI's taxonomy places the organism in Eukaryota, Metazoa, Chordata, Lepidosauria, Squamata, Phrynosomatidae.